AUGGUGGCUCGAUUUUGGUCCUGCGAGGAAAUCGAGUCACCAAAAGCAUAUUCUCCAGAUCAAGCCCGUUGUGAACAUCUUUAUAUGAACACAGUUCAACGUGACACAAACGGUCGAUAUACUGUAUCCCUUUUGAAGGAUGGAGACGAAAUCAAAAAAUUAGGCGAGUCUCGUGACAUCGCACUUCGACGUCUCCAAGGUACAGAGCGACGACUGGCAAAGGAUGCCAGAUUACGGGAGCAGUAUACAGCAUUCAUGGAUGAAUAUCUGGCAUUAGGGCACAUGCACCGAGUAGACGAUUCUCACGAUGCGGUAAAACGAUGCUAUUUACCGCACCAUCCGGUGGUAAAGGAGGAAAGUACCACCACAAAACUUCGAGUCGUAUUCGACGCAUCUUGUAAGACGUCUACAGGGAUAUCACUGAACGAUACCUUGCAUGUUGGGCCCGUUAUACAAGAAGACCUACGAUCUAUCAUUGUACGCUGCAGAACAAGGCAAGUUAUGCUGGUGUCUGACAUCGAAAAAAUGUUUAGGCAAAUCAACGUUUUACCAGAAGACAGGCACCUGCAGUGUAUACUAUGGCGACAGCAUUCUUCCCAGAAUGUUGUGACGUACGAACUUGACACAGUGACGUACGGAACAAAAUCAGCACCGUUUUUGGCCACAAGAACGUUGCAUCAGCUGGUGGCGGAUGAGGGACAACGUUUUCCAUUCGCAGCGAAGGCUAUUCUCGAAGAUACAUAUAUGGAUGACGUAAUUACAGGCGCUGAUACUAUUGAAGAGGCGACAGAUCUGCGAACACAGCUCGUGGAGAUGCUACAACGCGGAGGAUUCCACCUACGAAAGUGGGCUUCAAACGAAGAAGCGACAUUGCAAGGCAUUUCUCAACAAGAACUUCAAUUCCAGCUGCAAUUCCUAGCUCAACUGGGAUUGAAUUAG
Messenger RNA from Armigeres subalbatus, 939 nucleotides. RefSeq lists its product as uncharacterized. The coding region runs from base 1 to 939 and encodes 312 amino acids. The transcript has a single exon. NCBI's taxonomy places the organism in Eukaryota, Metazoa, Arthropoda, Insecta, Diptera, Culicidae. The record is from RefSeq and is a predicted model, not a curated record.